Messenger RNA from Protobothrops mucrosquamatus (brown spotted pit viper), 1125 nucleotides. Its product is annotated as bone morphogenetic protein 2-like. Gene Ontology annotation, molecular function: growth factor activity; cytokine activity. The transcript is spliced from 5 exons. Gene Ontology annotation, cellular component: extracellular region. The record is from RefSeq and is a predicted model, not a curated record. Gene Ontology annotation, biological process: SMAD protein signal transduction. The coding region runs from base 1 to 1125 and encodes 374 amino acids. NCBI's taxonomy places the organism in Eukaryota, Metazoa, Chordata, Lepidosauria, Squamata, Viperidae.
AUGACGAGGCUGCUGCUCCUCCUGCCGCCGCUGCUGCUGCUCACCUGGGCACCUGCCCGGCCCGCCAAGCCCACCUGGGGCUCGGAGGAGACCCGGGACCAGGCGCUGAAGCAGCUGCUGGAGGUCUUCGGCAUCGAGGAGCCCCCGCAGCCCCCCCUCUACUUCAAGGAGCCCCCCCAGUACAUGGUGGACCUCUACAACACUGUGGCCGACGCCGACGGGGUCACCAAAGACCCCCCCCGGCUGGAAGGCAACACCGUGCGCAGCUUCCUGGAGCGGACCCACAGCGACCAGACGCAGCUGCUCUUCCUGCUCUCCAGCGUGGCCAAGAACGAGGAGGUCCUCUCCGCCGAGCUGCACCUCUUCAAGCUGCGGGCCGGGGGGGCCGAGGGGGCCCUCCUGCAGAGGCAGCACUACUGCCAGGUGAGCGUCUACCAGGUGCUGGGCAAGGACCACCCGGAGGCCCCCCGGGGGAAGAAGCUGCUGUCCGCCCGGCUGCUGGCCCUGCAGGGCUUCGGCUGGGAGGUCUUCUCCAUCACCCAGGCGGUCCGCGACUGGGUGGCCGAAGAGGGCAGCAACCAGGGCCUGCUGGUGACGGUGCAGGGCCUGGCCGGGGCCCCCCUGGACCCCCACGCCGUGCAGUUCGCCUCGGGCCGGGACCACCACGCCAGCAAGAAGCCCAUGCUGGUCUUGUUCACCGACGACGGGCGGCGGGCGGCCGCCUUGCCCAGCGGCUUCCCCGCUUUGCCGCCUCCCCCCGAGCCCCCCUCCAACCGGACCCGGGGUGCCCGCUCGGCCGAGAGCUCCCUGCCCUGCCAGCGCUACCCGCUGCCGGUGGACUUCGACGAGAUCGGCUGGACCGGCUGGGUCAUCUCCCCGCGGGGCUACAACGCCUUCCACUGCAAGGGCACCUGCCGCUUCCCGCUGGGCCAGAGCAUGCGGCCCACCAACCACGCCACUGUCCAGUCCAUCAUCCACGCCCUGAAGCUCAGCCCGGAGGUGCAGACGCCCUGCUGCGUCCCGGACAAGCUCUACUCCAUCAACCUGCUCUACUUUGACGACGACGAGACGGUGGUCCUCAAGCAGUACGACGGCAUGGUGGCCGGCAGCUGCGGCUGCCACUGA